This is a messenger RNA of Capsaspora owczarzaki ATCC 30864, 4397 nucleotides long. RefSeq lists its product as hypothetical. The coding region runs from base 288 to 4151 and encodes 1287 amino acids. The transcript has 12 exons. The record is from RefSeq and is a predicted model, not a curated record. Gene Ontology annotation, cellular component: plasma membrane. Gene Ontology annotation, biological process: positive regulation of GTPase activity; Ras protein signal transduction. Gene Ontology annotation, molecular function: guanyl-nucleotide exchange factor activity. Lineage: Eukaryota; Filasterea; Ministeriida; Capsasporidae.
UUGCGCACAUCGACGUUGAUUAUGUAGCAACACGCAAAAAGCAACAAGUCCAAUCCACUUUGUUGCAUCACUCACGCUAAGGACCAAAAGAGACAAACGCGCAGUUCUUGAGCGCAUUUUGAACUGGGGGCUCUCUUUCUGCAGUCUCUCUUUCUCUCGGUUCAUCCGCCGUUCCCCCGCGUCUUGUUGCUUACUCACCCAGUUUGCCAGCGUCGUUGCUCCUGAAACACGGGCGGGCCUGACAGCACCAGCAGCGCACGCAGCAACCAGCCACUUUGUGCAGGAAAAUGUCGUCGCUGUCUUCGCUGCAGCUUGGGCGGUUUCCAUCCGUCUCGGUGACUGCGACAUCAACGCCCGCCGCCGCGUCUGCCCCAUCGCCUGUCGUCUCGUCAUCGUCGUCAUCGUCGUCGGCGGGUGGACCGGGACCUGCGCCAACCUCGUCGUUGCCGCCAGUGCCGCCAAAGUCUCGCACGCUCCCUCCACCGCCGCAAGCACCCAACUCGUCCAAUCCCAAGCCGCUCCCCGACCUGCCCACGCUCACCAGCACCACCAGCACCACCACCACCACCACAGCACCGUUGCCAUUGGCGUCCACAGCCGAGACGGCGACCGAUGCUGCGCCGACCACCGCGACAGGCGCAGAGGGCGCUUCCGUUGGAGCAGCAGCAGCAGCAGCAGCAGCGGAUCUCCCGCUCAAGAAGGUGUCUGCCGCGCUGCUCAAGCGAGGCGACAUGGGCCUCAACUGGAAGGUCCGAUGGUGCAUGCUCAUCGACGAGGAGAUUAUCUACUACAAGUGCGACAAGGAGGACCAAGCUAUGGGACUACCGGACGGCAUUGUCCCGCUGCGCAACUCGCAAAUAGCCCUGCAUGACACCCGAAAGCAAAAGAACAUCUUCUCCAUCACCACGGAGGACAAGGUCAACCACGUCUUCCGCGCUGAGACUGGCAAGGAAUUUUCCAUGUGGAUUAGCGAGAUUAUGCAGACGAUUGCCAAGUGCUCGGACAAAUCCGCCCUCGGAGCGCGGCAGCCCAGCUCGAUCGACUUGUCCGUGUUCGACGACGACGCACCGGUUGAAAACGGCGAUGGCAGCCAACAAGGCCAGGUCGCUUGGAGCAGCUGGCUGGCAGAUCGCGGCUAUGCAGGGGAUGGAGCCGCGCCGGCGCCCGCUUCCGCAGCGUCUGCUACCUCCCCGCCCGCUGCUGCUGCUUCUCCCGCUUCGACGGCCUCAGCACCGACUCCAGCAGCACCUGGCUCACCAUCAUCACCUUCAUCGUCUUCGUCUUCGUCGUCCAUGUCGUUUGCGUCAACGACAGCGUCCAUCAUGACUGCUCGUAAAGGCAUGCUGAACUCGCUUAAAACUCUGCGACAGGGCGUUCUCAACAUGUCCAACAAAUCCGCCAGUGGUGGCAGCGUCGCGAACAGUGCGAGCAGCAGCAGCAGCACUGGCAACUCAAACAGCCUCAACACCAGCGUGGACGAGCUGCCGCAGACGCCAGCAGCGUCCUUGGGCAGCUCAUCGCAGUUUACGAGUAUGGUUGACUUGAGUGAGCUCAUGAGUGACGGCAAGAGCGAAUUAAAGACACCACCGGUCAAGGUCAAUCGUGUUGCAGUCAAGGAGCAGCUCAAGGGCUCUGAAAAACAAGCGAUUGAAGUCCUGACUGCUGUUGCAUCGGCGGUGAAUGCGCACGACGCAGAGGCGUUCUUGUCGGCCGCGUCUGGCGUGCUCGACUCUGUGAGCCAGCUGGUAAACCAGUCAUCCACGCUCUGCAACGACGCGGACGCCGAGUUCCGCGGCAAGCUAAGCGAAAUUCACGAGCGCAUGCACAAGGCAGUGUCGAACAUGGUUCGACAUGCAGACACGAUUCUAGAUGACGACGAUAGCGACAGUGUGGCGCUACUUGCGAUGCGUGCUGCAUCUACCGCCCUCGUGCAUGCCUUCCUCGAGCUGCGACACAUUGUCCACAGCCGCCCUGACGAAGUGGAAGAAGAACUGCCCGCCGAAGAGGUUGCCGAGCAGCCACCAAAGUCGCCUCGAUCAUCUGGCAAUUUGUCUUCCGAGUUUACCCUCCUUUCCGGCUUUUCGUCCGUGUCUCGUUCGCUUCCCACGUCCCAAUCGUCCUCCAAUCUUGUACCACCGACAUCAGCACCACCGACCUCUGCGCCGACUGCGACUGCGACUGCGACUGCGACUGCAGAACCUGCAAAUCCCAACAGUGCACAUGCUUCUCCGCCUGCUAGCUUGUCGUCGGCGACCGCACCCCCAGCCGCCGUGUCCUCGACAGGCGCCCCACAAUCCCUCCUGCCGAAGCGAACGCGGCCCAGCCUCAACGCUCUGCCGCCUCCGCCUCGGUCUGGCAGCAGCGCCUCGCUGGGCAUCAUCACUCCCAUGGCUUCGCGUCCUGCCAGCACGAUGGUGCGUGGCGAUGGCAACGAGCACCAACAUGGGUCUGCGGAUGCUCCAGCAACCCCAACCGCCAAUGCUGUCGAAAAGCCGCUCCUGCCCGUCCCUUCGCCCCGAUCCCGCACGACGUCUUCCACAUCCAACCAUUCGCAAGGUUCGAGCGGCAGCAGCAACGGCAGCAUGGAGGAUUUGCGCAGCCCGACCUCUCCCACCUCCCAGCCCCAUGGCGAGGGAUCGCUCAUCGCUCCACCCAUGCGUCGAAAGCGCUCGGUGCAAAUCCCGACCGUUAGCGAAGAGGCCAGCGAGGGACCUCCUCCACCGACUCCCCAGCCGACUCCUACUCCUCAGCCGCCGCCACGGCACUCGAUUUUCCAUGACGAUGAGUCGCGUCGCCGUGCGCAGUCCGAGAGUGUUGCUCCAGUGGCUGCGCCCCGCAAAAAGGUAUCCAUGACCACCACUGCAAGCGCGCCCUCAUUGCUGAAUACUCCUGCAUCUGCCGUGCAGUCACGUCGCGAGAGCAAUUCCAGCGUCAACAGCCACAACACAGACGAGGACGAUCCGCAGAACGGCAUCAUCUUUACCGACGACGAUGGUGUUCGAAGGGUGAAGGCCGGCUCUGUUGACGCGCUGAUUUUGUACAUGACGAUUGCAACAGAUCCGAUGUACAUGAAGACCUUCCUGAUGACAUACCGUUCGUUCAUCACGCCGGAAGUUCUCCUCCAGAAGCUGAUCGACCGGCAUCGUGUGCCUGCCACAGCCUCCAACCGACAGGCCAUGCAACUCCGGCUCGUCAGUGUCAUCAAAAAGUUUAUCGACGGCCAUUGGGAUGACUUUAGCGAGAUGAUGAUGCAGAGUGUGAGCGAGUUUUCCUAUCGCCUGAUUGAAGAGGGCUACUUGAACCACGCCAAGCAAAUCCGGCUCGUUCUCACGCGGAAGAAACAAGCGGCUCGGCUCAAGCUGAACAAGCAGCGCCCGAAGCCCCCUGCGCCACAAAUGCCGCUCAACAACAAGCCUUGGUCGCUGUUUGAUGUCUCGUCGGACGAGCUGGCUCGGCAAAUCACAAUGAUGGACUGGCAAGUGUACGAGCUGAUCCAGGUCAGCGAGUUGCUCGUGUGGACCAAGCAGCAAUCGCCUGUCAACUCUCCGAACGUGUUUUCGAUGAUUCAGCGGUUUAACAAGCUUGCCAUGUGGGCUUGCACAUUUGUGCUUUCUUUUGAAACGCUGGCCGAUCGUGUCAAAGCCAUGAUGAAACUGCUUGAUAUGGGCAAGAGUCUCAAAAAUCUGCACAACUGCAACUCGUUGAUGGCCAUCCUUUCUGGCUUGAACAACGCCUCCAUCAGUCGUCUCAAGUACACGCGUGCAGAGCUGCCAAAGCACGCCAAGGACAACAGCCAGAUGCUCAACAACUUGAUGGACUUUAGCAAGUCGUAUGCCAACUACCGCGUCUUCCUCCACGGCGUCAACCCUCCCUGCAUCCCCUAUCUUGGUGUCUAUUUGUCUGACUUGACCUUUAUCAAUGACGGAAACCCCGAUUUGAUCGAGGGCCGUCUGAUUCACUUUACCAAGCGCCGCUUUGUGUACAAUGUCUUGGCCGAGAUCCAGCAGUACCAGCAGCAAGAAUACAACUUCCAGCUCGUUCCUGACAUUAUCAAGCUGUUCAACAACUUUGAGCACAAGGACGAGAAGGACUUGUACGAAAUUUCUCUUCGGCUGGAGCCUCGCAACUAUACGCGAGAGCAGAUUGCUUGAAGCAACUAGCCGCGCGCCUUAUUCCUGUUUAUCUGUUUGCCAUGUUUUUUUUUUUUUGCAUUUAUCCUUGAAUCCCGUAUUGUUGAUAUCCCACCACCUCCCACUUCCGAGUCAUUCUUAUUCAUCUACUCGCCCCCCCCCUCUUCUUCUGCCAUGGUUGUUUGUGUCUGGGUUGUUUGUCAUGAUAUAUCGUCGCCCCUCAGAAAAUAGCAUUUUACACUUUUUUGCUCUUUUGCUCGCCAUCUC